AUGUCGCUGAACGCCACUUACGAUGCCUACGUUCCCUCCAGCUUCAAGGAAUUCUUCGCCAAGGCCAAAUUCCAACCAGCUUACACUCCAUUCAACGACAUCCGACUCAAGACAUUGACCCCCGCUCAACAAUCCUCCUUCGAUCUCGCGCAGAAGAUCACUGUUCCGGGGAUGUUCCACCACUCUAUCCGAUGCUUCUACUUCUCGCUCUUGAUGCUGAGGAAUGGAUUUCCGUCGAACACCCCGGGGGUGCCACAGAUUAGCUCGGAGGAAUUGGUGAACAGAGUGUUCCACGCGUGCAUCCUGCACGACCUGGGGAUGACACAGCAUAGUUCUGCGCUGAGUCACCCGGCGUGUGGCAUGAGCUUCGAAUUGCACGGUGGAAUCAUGGCAUAUGAACAUCUGAAGGACAUGGAACCCAAGUUGCUACCAGAACAACUUGGGGACAUUGUCCAAGGGAUCAUGCUGCACACCAUCCCAUUCACAACCGGCAGAUCCUCUGCCACAGGAUUCCUAGUCCAAUUGUCAGCAUUCUUUGAUUUACAGGGAUACCAGGGACUCGGGACUUCCUUAGCUCAUGUAUUCGACAAGCAAACAGUCCGGGAAAUAGAGAAGAAAUAUCCCCGUGGGUCUCUCGUUACGGAGAUUGUGGACCAACUACACGGACAAAUCAAGGAGAAACCAAACUGCCUAUUGUCGCACAUGGUAAGAUGUCUUCCAACUCAGAUGGGCGCCAGUUCUCAUGACACACGCACACCUAUAAAGCCUUUAGAGUUCGCAAGCCGAGCUGCAGCUAUAAAGUCUCUCUUAGCCGAGUAG
This is a messenger RNA of Pleurotus ostreatus (oyster mushroom), 819 nucleotides long. RefSeq lists its product as uncharacterized. Lineage: Eukaryota; Fungi; Basidiomycota; Agaricomycetes; Agaricales; Pleurotaceae. The transcript has a single exon. The record is from RefSeq and is a predicted model, not a curated record. The coding region runs from base 1 to 819 and encodes 272 amino acids.